AUGUCAUCAGCCCCCAGCCCCAACCUGCCCUCGGCCUACGGGCCCAAGGAAACAGCCCUCCUGCUCCUCGACUACCACAACAUCAUCCUGGGCACCAUCUCCGACGCCGACGCCAAGGAGAAGCUCAUCACGUCCACGCAGAAGCUGCUGGCCGCCGCCCGAGCCUCCGGCGCCCCCGUCGUCCACUGCCUCAUCCGCGUGGACGCCGACCCGGCGCCGACGAGCAAGCUGACGGAGCGCUGGGCCACGGGGUUCAAGCCGGCGCUGGCCGCGGACCCGGCGCUGGGCCGGCAGAUGGGGGCGGUGGCCGGGCGCCGCGAGGCCGGCGCCCGCGAGUACUUCGUCGACCGCGUGCCGGGCCGCGUCUCGGCGCUCAAGUCCGAGGGCAUCCUGGAGCUGCUGCGGGCCGAGCUGGGCGUCAAGAGCCUGGUGCUGUGCGGCGUCGUCAGCAGCGGCUGCGUGCUGAGCACGGCGCGCGAGGCGCCCGACGAGGGCUUCGUCGCCACGGUCGUCGACGACGCCUGCUGGGACCGCGAGCCCGAGGUCCACGACCUCGUCAUGCGCAAGGUCCUGCCCAUGACGGCCCAUGUGGCGUCGCUGGACGAGGCGGUGGGGUAUCUUGGGGGGGCUGGAGAGGCUAAGAACUAG
This is a messenger RNA of Neoarthrinium moseri, 648 nucleotides long. RefSeq lists its product as uncharacterized. The transcript has a single exon. NCBI's taxonomy places the organism in Eukaryota, Fungi, Ascomycota, Sordariomycetes, Amphisphaeriales, Apiosporaceae. The coding region runs from base 1 to 648 and encodes 215 amino acids. The record is from RefSeq and is a predicted model, not a curated record.